UCUUCCCUCUUGGUCACACUUAAAGAACCUGGUAGACCGAGGUCAAGUUCAGAAAAUGAGCAGAAGAUGACUAGUAAAUGAAGCUUCGGGAUGAAGCAGUCAAAAACGCUGGACGGGUUCAACAGGCGAGAGGGGGAGGCGGCACACUGAAGAUGAGGAGAUAAGCGGUCGAGAGCAAAAUGAGUCCACGCGGCACAAGAGACCGACGACAGGCUCUCCGCCGAGGGGCUUGACUCAAGCCUUCGCCGCGACUAACCUGAUUAGGCAAGUGGAGGCUGGGAGGGGAGGUGGAAAACCAAAGCAGGAAUUACAACAGGUCAUUUGGUGAAAGAAGACUCUUAAAUCUGGGAGCCGGAAUUAGAGCUGAAGAAACAGCGGCGAGGAAGCCACAAAACCACAGUCGAAAUGCCGUCCAAUGGGAAUCAUGCUUUGACGCUUCAGUUUGGUCUGAUCAACCACGAAGGCUGCUAUCUCACAGCUGAGAGAUUUGGCUUUAAGCUCAAUGCUUCAGCUCCAAGCAUGAAGAAGAAGCAGAUCUGGAUUCUGGAGCAGGAGUCUCAGGACACCCGGGUGGUGUACCUGCGUAGCCACCUCGGACGCUACCUGGCCUCCGACAAGGACGGCAAGGUGAGCUGCGAGGCGGAGGGCCGCCACUCGGAAUGCCGUUUCCUCAUCGCGGCCCAUUCGGACGGUCGCUGGGCUCUUCAAUCCGAGCAGCACCUCCGCUUCUUCGGCGGCUCCAGGGACUACCUGUCCUGCUUCGCUCAAGGUGUCACAGACGCCGAACUGUGGGUGCUGCACCUGGCUCUGCACCCGCAGGCCAACUUGUUGUCGGUGGCCCGCAAGCGCUACGCCCAUCUCUCGGCGGAGGACGGCGAGAUCUCGGUGGAUAUGAACAUUCCCUGGGGGGUGGCCGCAAUCCUGACCCUCGUCUACCAGAGCGGCAAGUACUGCCUGAAGACCUGCGACGGCCGCUUCCUCAGCAAUGAUGGGAAGCUGGUGAAGCAAAGCGGCAGGACCACUACGUACACGCUAGACCUCAAGUGUGGAAAGUUGGCUUUCAAAGACUGUGAGGGGAAGUAUUUGUCUCCCAUGGGCCCCAGCGGCACCUUGAGGUCCGGUCGCUGUUCCAAACCGGGCAAAGAUGAACUAUUUGACCUGGAGGAGAGCCAACCGCAAGUGGUUCUGACGGCAGCCAAUGGGAAACACGUCUCCAUGAGGCAAGGCGUAAGCCUCGCCGCCAACCAGGAAGACGAGACGGAUACGGAGACGUUUCAGAUGGAGAUGGACAAGGAGAGCAACAAGUGUACUUUUCGAACCAGCCGUGGCAACUACUGGGACCUGGUGGACCACGGAGGCAUCCAGAGUACAGCCACGCAAGUUUCAGCCAACACCAUGUUUGCAAUGGAGUGGAUUGGUCACAAGAUAGCAUUAAAAGCAAACAAUGGUAAAUAUAUCUGCACCAAGAAGAAUGGACAGUUGCUAGCUGUCAGUGAUUCUAUAGGGGAGGACGAACAGCUGAGUUUGAAACUAACCAACCGGCCCACGUUGAUCCUCCGAGGUGAGAAUGGUUUCAUCUGCCACCACAAGAACUCCAACACUUUGGACGCGAGCAGAUCUGUUUACGACAUCUUCAGUCUGCAAUUCAGCAACGGGGCCUACCAUAUUAAAGGUCAGCACGCCAAAUUGGGUUUAAAUGAAAUGGUUGUCCAUCAUUCUGUGCUGUAAUGCAUCGUUUUUACCCCGGCAGGUGCGACCGGUCGCUUCUGGUACGUCAACAGUAGCGGGCUGGUGUGCUCAGACGGUGAAGUGCCCGAGGAUUUCGGCGUGGAACUCCCGGAGCGCGGCCGCCUCGCCAUUCGCAGCAGGAGCGGCCACUAUCUGCGCGGCGACCAGGGAGGCACGCUGAAAGCAGACGGACUCAGCUUGAACAGCUCGGCUUUGUGGGAGUAUUAA
Syngnathus typhle (broad-nosed pipefish) is the source of this 1956-nucleotide messenger RNA. RefSeq names its product fascin actin-bundling protein 2b, retinal (gene fscn2b). Gene Ontology annotation, biological process: actin filament bundle assembly; cell migration; establishment or maintenance of cell polarity. Gene Ontology annotation, cellular component: cytoplasm; actin cytoskeleton. Lineage: Eukaryota; Metazoa; Chordata; Actinopteri; Syngnathiformes; Syngnathidae. The record is from RefSeq and is a predicted model, not a curated record. The transcript has 6 exons. Gene Ontology annotation, molecular function: actin filament binding; protein-macromolecule adaptor activity.